ACAGGAAACUGGUAUUAAUUCAUCCACUCCGAGUUUCAUAAGACAUGUAAUCCAAAUUAAUUUCUGUGAGUGUCCAACAAAGUUACGUACAAACUUGAGUGCUUAUAUUUGAAAUGUUGGCAUAGAACUUGGAAAAACAGAAAGUUUUAAUAGCUUUCUGCUAUAAGCCAAUUUUUAUGAGCUAUUGUCUUGCGGGGUGUUGUAACAAACAUCCUAGCAAUGAAGAGUGUGUUAUAAUAAGCCAAGGACGAACUUUACAUCAGGCCUAGUCUGAAUACAGCAACGUUUUUCUCAGGGUUAUCUGUGAUCAUAGUGUAGUUGACGUCGGUUGUGUUAACUGUGUUGAUCAUCCUUAUCAGCAAAAAACCUUGUCAAAAAUAUAUUACAGAUCUGUUUACAUUUUAUCUGUUUUAAUUUAACAGACACUGAGAAAAAUUUAUUAACCUAGGACAGCCAUCACCAGCAAAUAACACAAUAAACAUAAAUUUAAUUCUGAGAUGGGUCUUAAUUGGUGUACAAAGUGUGAAAAAAUUUGUUUCUGAGAAAAUGUGAAGACCUGUGUAUUAUUCAUAAACGUAUGAUCAUGCCAAAACCAACAAAAAGGGACAUAAUGUGAUAUUUAUUCAAAAAUGUAGUAAGAAAUCUUGUUUUCACAUUAAUGUGAAACAAUUUAAAUGGAUGUGGUUUUUGUGGCUAAAUAACUAUAUUAUUAACUGUCAAAAAACAGAUUCAAAUACCGAAGUGAAGAAGACUGACCCUACAUAUGAAUCAAGCAACAGUCCAUUUUAUUGGUGGCCAAUUUGUUACGAUGUCCUAUUGUUACACAGUACUGAUCUCCACGAACAACUCAAAUUUUAUUGCCUACACCUGAUGAGAAAUUCAGAUUUUGAAUCUACGGAAAUCUACAAUAAGUAAUGGCUAUUUGAUUAUCGUAAUGACGAGAAAUUUCGAUAUGCGAAUAAUGUAUCUUCUUUUGUUAUUUAUUAUAACAUUUAUGCACUACAAAAUUACAGAUAUAUUUUUAAACAGGCCUAAUUAAAAAGUAGAUUUAAUUUCAAGAAAGUUUUUUUAAACAUAAUACUAGUGCGUCUACUUUGACUCAUCGGAGAUGAUAAGAAUACCAACCACCCGGGCGUCUUUGUUUGUACGACAGUGUUUCUUGUGUACUCAACAGGUGGUCCCGCCUCGCAAAUGGAAGACUGAAGCGCGUAUUUCUUGUAAACAGCUCAGGGAUAUUUUAACGAAUAAGUGUUAAAACACGUCAGAUAUCCACAUUUUCUUUCAACCGAUCUUGCACUUGUUUCAAAAUCAUAAAUCGACUCUGUUAAUUUAUCUGCUUCAUUCAACAAAAAUGUAGUUAUUUUCAGAAGAAAUUUGAAAAAUUACAAUCGCUGUGAAAUUGUGUUUGUGGGGGCAGAGGUGUACACAGUGAAAAUAAACAGCACACGCAAACAGUAAUUCACAUGACGUGAAUUUACAGCAUGAUGGCGAGUUUAAAUUUGAAAAAAUCAUUAGUGUCGUGCUAAAAUACAAGUGAUAUAUAUAUAUAUUAUGCAUCUGUUUCAUACAUUAACAUAUACGUGUUCUAAGGAAAAUGUACGGAGAAGUAACUCUUUUGUUUCCAAAAUAUCCUGCUCACUUCGUUUAAUUUUUGGCUACUGUUCACAAUGUAAUUUAAUUUCUUUAUUUAGACUAACGUUAAAUCAAUAAGAUUGAUAAUUUAAAUUUAAUUAAACUUAAUAACUGCAUUUAUAAGUACAGGAUCCUCGUAAUCCAAAUAAGAACAGAAAUAUGUGCCGAUAACUGCGUAAAAAAAUCUGUUUAUUUUAAUCGCUAGGAUCUGCCCUUUAAGAGGUGUCUUGAAGAGCUUCAGUGAUUGAUUGCGUUUCUGUUUAAUCAAAAGUGUGCGAAUGAAUUGGAGAGUCUGUUGAACACCGUACGGAGAUGUGAUAAACCUUCAGUGUCAGUGUUGAGUGUGAUUUAUGGAUCCCGUCCGGUAAAUUUUGAUUAUCUAAAAAUAAACAAAAAUGCCGAAGACUGAUUCAAGCGCGAGAUGAACCAGCUUAUGUGCACAAAAAUACAUGAAAAAUCUUCAAGGAACGAACAUGAGGCCUAAUGUCUUGAGUAAAGCUAAAAAAUAAUUAAAAAUAACGAAUAUUUUCCAUGUGAGAAAUUCUUGUGUUCUGCUUUGCCUCUUGCAGAAGGCUAUCAAGAUUAUUCCAGUUAAUAGUAAUAAUUAAAAUGUCUGAAACAGCCUCCAUGGCCAUAAACCAGUCACUGUAUUUUAUGGUAUCCACCGUGGAGACCAACUGCUCCGAUUUCUUCGACAGCAAUUGCCGCUCUAGCAAAAAUGACACCGUGGAACACUACGACAUUAUCCACGACCACGCGGUCCAGGCAUUGUUCUGCAUCCUAUACACCACAAUCUUCGUUCUGGGUGUGUUCGGAAACGUGCUGGUGUGUUACGUGGUUGGCCGUAACCGCGCUAUGCAGACAGUGACUAACUUCUUCAUCACGAACUUGGCUCUCUCAGAUAUCCUGCUGUGCACCCUGGCCGUUCCAUUCACACCACUAUACACCUUCCUGGGUCAGUGGAUAUUCGGCAGGGUACUCUGCCGCCUAGUUUCAUGCGCUCAAGGUAUCAGCGUGUACAUAUCGACACUUACACUCACGUCAAUAGCCAUAGAUCGCUUCUUCGUGAUAAUCUACCCAUUUCAACAGCGCAUGCAGCUCAUCACAUGCAUCAUAAUUAUCUUUAGCAUUUGGAUGUUCUCUUUGAUAGUCACUCUUCCGUAUGGAAUAUACAUCAGACAUAGAUUCUUGGACGGUCGGUAUUACUGCGAGGAAUUUUGGCCGUCAGAGGACUUCCGGCAGCUGUACGGUGCCCUAACCACUUCCAUGCAGUUCGUACUUCCUUUCAUAAUCAUAGCUUUCUGCUAUAUUAAAGUUUCCCUAAAAUUAAACGACCGUGCCAGGGCUAAGCCGGGUUCCAAAAACUCCAGAAAGGAAGAACUUGACAGGGAGAGAAAACGCCGUACAAAUCGCAUGCUUAUCGCCAUGGUAACGAUUUUUGGCGUUUCUUGGCUUCCACUGAACCUCGUUAAUCUCCUCAAUGACCUAUACAUUCCAAUCGGUUCGUGGAAAUACUACAACCUGUGCUUCUUCAUGGUGCAUGCCAUAGCGAUGAGUUCCACAUGUUACAACCCCUUUCUUUACGCAUGGCUCAACGAAAACUUCAGGAAGGAAUUCAAGCAGGUUCUGCCUUGCUUCGUACCAUCAGGUAGUCGGUCGUCGGCUUCUGGAGCUAUGGGAAGAACCGGAGGAUGGCGGUCAGAAAGAACAUGCAAUGGAAAUGAAACAAUGCAAGAGACUCUGUUACCCACGUCCGUCAUUCAUAGGGCAGGUUCGGUAAGAAUACAGAUGGCGACUGACGCUCCGACUCCUGGCAAGGACACAGACGAACAUGUAUUGCCGGUACAGAACAAAGUGUCGGAAAGUGAUUGGCGAUGCAAAGUUGACCACGUGGAUGUGGAGACAGUCCUGGUCCCCGCGGCAACAUACUCUACAGGAGACGACUCGGUGCAUCUGCAACUCACGAUUGCAGGCGACAACAGCUCAAUGUCAUCCCCGAAGGCAGCGAAUUCGUUGAAGACGGAGAUUAAGGACACCGCUCAACUGGCCGGCAUUCUGAGGGAGACUCUGUAAUCCUCUGCACAGGAUGGGCGUGGAAGGCAGCGGCUGCAGGAGAUGAAUGCAAACCUUCCCUACCUGCAGACAGCACAGAAAGGUUUCGUGAAAACGGAUUUCUUUCGCCUUGUGAAGUUUGGAAAAAUCUGGAUAAUUAUUUGAGUAAACAAACUACAGACACAUAUACUACGAAAAUAUUUAUGUAUACAAUAUGUAUAUUGAAUCCCAGUCACUCCUCCCAUCCUACCUUGUUACAAAGGCCUAAAAUGGAAAGAAAUUUUGGCCUAUAAAUCGUCAUUUGCUUGUAUAUGUAAGUAAGCAAUAUUGACUAAAUUAACUAUCAAUUAGUAAAUGCUCCUGUUGUCAACUCUUUUAACUUACACACUUGCUUUGGAAUGAUAACUCAGUUAUCUUUAUUGAUGUUACUAAUUGUGUGGUGAAUGUUGUAAGCCCCAGGUUAAAAGGUGUAUGUGAAAAAGUCCCAUGUAAUGAGAACUCAGUAGCUCAGAGAAGUACACGUAGAUUAUAUCAGUUAGGUUUACAUGUGUAAAUCAAGGAGGAGAAACAUUCGAAUAGCAAUUGUCUGCGUUCGUAUGUCUUGCGUAGUGAGUUGUGUUAUUCCACGGUCUAUGUUCAAAAUUUGUGCAUUAGCUGUGUAAUUUUUGCUAUUCGUCAGCUAUUAAGAGGCCUUCGGCCACCACUUUUGCUGUUGAGAUUAUCCGAACUAUAGUAUAUCAAGUAUAUCUUCUGAAUUGAAUUGUUGACGUUGGACUGAGGUAAUACAGAAGACCUGUCUGUUGUCAAUCCUGACAACAAUUGUUCGGAUCCAUAAUUAUUUAACGAUAAGAUCGCAUGGAAAGAAGAAUGGAACUCUACACACCAAAGUAAGGAUAUCUAGGAGCUACGUAGUCGUCAUCAAAAUCUAUCAGUCAGUGAGUAAGGCCCUUUUUUUGGUCCGUUCCGGUUCAUUCUUCUAGAAUUAUCUUUAAAGGUGUACAUACGAAAUGCGUAUAUGGCAACUCGCUGAACUUCGUUGUAAUUAAUCGAUACACUUUAUAGGAUAUACCAAAAGUUCAAGUGAAAUAAUUAAAAUUAUUAUGAUUAAGCCAAAAUUAAUAUUUGCAUUAUUUUCUUUGGAUAUCACCAAUUGCAGGCUAAGAAUGAGAUAUAUAGAAUUUUAACACUAUUUUGACCCUACAUGUAGUUUGUGUGUGACGAUAUCAAAGAAAAGUCUCUUGACACUUCAAGUAAAUAACUGCUACAACGUUAUGUAAUAUUAAUUUAUAAGUCACAAGAAAAUAUAAGAUUUGAAUAAUUUCCGGCAAUAGUCUUUUAGGGCGAUCAGCCGUGAGAUAACAAAGUUCAAAUCCAAUGUUUCGGACGUUAUAUCUGGGUUUAUCACCAUCCCGCCCUGAUAAUGGAGGCAGAGGCAGUCUCCGAAACGUUAAAUUUUAAUUCAAUUUUUACACACUAUUAGCCCGAAAAGAUUUAAUUCUCAUGGAAACACCAUAUAGAACUAUCUUUCAGCUAAAAUAUCUAAACAUAUAAAUACAAUUUAUACGUCGUCAAUAAUUUAAAUUCAGAGACUUUCCUUUUCGAUUUUGAUUAGAUUAUGAGAGUUAAAGUUAAAAACUAUCAGAAAUAUUAGCACCACUGCUGACAACUUACAAGUUAGAGGACACGUGGAAAGUUGUUGAUACGUCUUCCACAUUCCUACGAAACCCAUGAAAGAGGUUCUGAAGUGGAGAAGAUUCACUCACUGAGUUGACACCAUCAAACCUGAAAUUUCGAAACACAUAUUUAUUUUAUUAUAUUUCACAUUAGAGUUCUUAAAUGCCGGAAUUUUAUUCGUCGAGUGAUAUAAAUAAUAACAUAAUUCAUUCUGUGAUAAAUUGUUUCAAGGAGAGUUUACCACAAAUGUUUAUCAAUCGGUAAUUGGUCUGGUUUACUUCUUUGUUAUGAGUCUUAUUUACAUGAAAAUAAACCAUUUUUAUAAAUUACAAAAUAUGGGUUACUUAGAGCAACGCGUAAUUUCGGCUUCGGGGAUAAACGGCAUUGCCAUCUUCAAGGUGAAUGUCUGAGGGGGGUGGAUUAGACAGCUGCUGUGGUGCACUGACAGUGGGAAUUGAGUGGGACGCAAUACAUCAAUCAUUCCAGCAAAUAUUCGACUCGAUAUAUCCCUGAAAGCAAUUUAUCCAUUAUAAAUCCAGCCUUGAAAACCAAGGACAAGAAUUACUCAGAUAAAGUUUCAGCUUAACAGAGAAUUGCUGAAAUCUUCAUGUUUCGG
This is a messenger RNA of Zootermopsis nevadensis, 5974 nucleotides long. NCBI's taxonomy places the organism in Eukaryota, Metazoa, Arthropoda, Insecta, Blattodea, Termopsidae. The record is from RefSeq and is a predicted model, not a curated record.